Messenger RNA from Henningerozyma blattae CBS 6284, 2295 nucleotides. RefSeq names its product Zn(II)2Cys6 transcription factor domain-containing protein. Gene Ontology annotation, biological process: positive regulation of transcription by RNA polymerase II. Gene Ontology annotation, cellular component: nucleus. Gene Ontology annotation, molecular function: zinc ion binding; DNA-binding transcription factor activity, RNA polymerase II-specific; transcription cis-regulatory region binding. The record is from RefSeq and is a predicted model, not a curated record. NCBI's taxonomy places the organism in Eukaryota, Fungi, Ascomycota, Saccharomycetes, Saccharomycetales, Saccharomycetaceae. The transcript has a single exon. The coding region runs from base 1 to 2295 and encodes 764 amino acids.
AUGCAUUUCCAGAAAAAAGGACUCACAUAUUCAAAGCAUGGAUGCUUGCAAUGUAAAAAAGCUCAUGCAAAAUGUGAUGAGACCAAACCAGUUUGUGAUAGGUGUAAGAGGACUUUUAAAAAAUGUGAUUAUCAAACAGCUUUUAUCAUAAAGACUUUCCAAAACUCAAAUUUAAAUUCAAAUACAAUCAAUAAAGAUUCAAGUAGUAAUCAUACAUUCACUACAACCACAACUAUCAAGAGAUCUGCAUCCAAUAAACAUUCUUCAAAAAACAAUAACACUUCAAAACAUAAUAACAUUCUCAAUACUUUUAAUUCAAGACCUUCUGUACGACAAGAGUUGACUAAUGAUAUCCAAAAUCAAUCAAAUAGUAAUAUCAUGACCACUACUCCCUUGGCAAAUAAUAAUCAAACCACAGUAACAACAACUAUAACUACAACGUCUCCCACAAAUUUAAUACCUCAACAGCAAAACUUGCCCACUUAUUCUCUUAUCUUACCAAAGGCAGAUCCAAUCCAGCUUCCAAACAACGAAUAUAGUUCCUCUUUAGGUAAUAACGAUAAUUCCCAUAAAAAUAUGAAAAAAAAUGGUAAUAUUCUGAAACCUUUUUAUUUUGUAAAACCGAACCCAAGAGUAUUUUUCCCUCCAAGAGAUAUUAAUCUUUUAAAUCUUUUGAAUUUGGAUUCCAAUAUUAAUAAUUUAAAAGUCGAUGAUUCAAUUCUUUCCUCAUUUACUUUAAAAGAUUCGGAUAUAAUUGAGACUAUUCAAUUGAUUAAAGAAAAUGAUUUGACCACGCUAUUGAAAGAAGAUCCUUUAUUGAAGUCUUUAAUAGAUAACAAUAUUAAUAUUAAUGAAUUGGAUAAUUUAAUAAAGACAAAUUCCUCAAAGGAUAAUGAUUCUACAAAGGGUAAUACUUCCGUAGAGAACACUUCCGCAAAAGAUAAAAAUUCAAUAGAUGAGGAUUCAAUUUCUAAUAAAGUUUCAUUUAAUGAUCCAAACUUUUUAUUAUUCUAUUGGAAAGUUUUCAUCGGUUCAUCAAUAGAUGGCCCCAUGAAAUUAUUCCCCGUUGAAACAAUUCUAUUAACUUUUAAAAGUUUUUUCCAAUUAAAUGUAACAAAAUUUCCCGCAUUGAUUCAUAUCUUAAGGUAUUUAACUUCCAUAAUUAUGAAAUCUUAUUAUCAAUCAAUUAAUAAUUUAAAAUUAAUGGAAGUUUGGGAUAAAUACAUAAAAUUACCAACUUUACAAAUUUGUUUAAAUCAUUUAAAUCAUUUAAUAGAUAAUUAUGAAACUGAUUUCAAUUUAAUUUACUUGAUACUUUUCACUGGAAUCUCUUUAAUCUCUUACGACUGGGUUAAAAACUUAAACUGGAGAUCACAUUUUAAACAAAUGAUUCAUAUGAUGUUGAAGAUUAAUGAAUGCUUUCAAAUCGAUAAAUACUCUUUUGAUUCCAUAGAUCCAAACUUAUUAUUAAUCUUGAAGUAUUAUAAAUUAUGGCUACCCUAUAUUGAAAUGUGUGCCUUGCUUUUAAGCAACGAAGGUUGUGCAAUUGAUUCCAUAAAUGAUGUAAAUUAUUUUCUAACUUCAUCAUUUUUUUUAAAUGAUUAUAAUAAUUCAAAUUUAAUUGAUAAUAAUUGCUUCUUGGUAGACGGGAAAUUUAAUUUAAUAACUGGCUAUAUUAUUGAUUACAAUAAUUUAUUUGCUAAAUUAUUCAAAUUUAAUAUCUCUUUGAAAAAUGAUUAUAAUAUAAACUUAUCAGGUGCAAAUAUUAUCAAAUUUAAAUUAUUAAACAAUUCAGAGGAACUUAAUCAAAAAUUAUUCAACAUAGGCUGCAUUUUAUCUGAUGAAUUGAAUCAAAUUAAUAAAGAUCUAGAUAUUAGUAAGAUACUAAAAAAUAUUAAAGAUAUACAAUUAAGAUUAUCCAUGAGAAAUAGUAAUAAAAUUUGUUCUUUAAUAAUCUCUUUAUAUCUAAGAUUUUUUUUCCUAAAUGAAGAUAAGAAUAAUCCUGAUUCAAUUACAUCCUCUUUAGAAAAAGUUUUAGAAUAUUGGUAUUCAAUGCCAAUUGUAGAUUCCAUAGGGGUAUCUUCACAUUGGACCUUAUCUAUUGGUGCAAAUAUUGCUUUAACAAUGGGGAAUAAAGAUUUAUUUGAUCAAUAUAUAUCAUUAUUAGACAAACAUUCGACCAAUAAACCUCAUAUGGUAAAGAAAGGCUUAGACCAAUUGAAUUUGUUAUACAAUUCUGUAAAAGAAAAUAAAUUAGAUCAACUGGUUGAUCCAAAAUUUGAUAUCCCAUUUUAA